UAUACUUGCUCCACCAUGGACGCUUUUCGCGAUUCGCGCUCGUAGCUAGCCAUGGCGACCUUGGUGCCCAUCCACUAUGGCAGAAGCAUCCUCCUCCCGAUUGAGCGCGCGCGCGCCCCCGCAAGACGGAGCUUACGUCCUCCGCAAACUGGUAGCAGACCUGCCGCUGUCCGCUGAUGGACAGUCGACCGACGUGCGCAUCACCUGUGUAGAAGUAUGGAACGGCAACCUGUACGUCGGCACCUCCGCCGCAGAGGUCCUCCACUUCGUCCUGCUACCCCCCGAGUCCGAUGAUCCCGCUGAAGAGCCCACCGCUAUAAUCGCCUCGAGGCUGGAGCCCACGUCUAAGGAUGCGGCCCGCGUCGGUGUUCAGCAGAUCCUUCUGCUGCCCAACGUCAACAAGGCCUGUAUUCUCUGCAAUAACACCCUGAGCUUCUACACCCUGCCGGAGCUGAGCCCAGACUCGAGCACGAAGUCCUUCACAUGCUCGUGGGUCGGUGGCCCAGAUCUCAACGCCGAGCACGGCCCAAACGACGAUGGCGUCGUGGUUAUGAUCGGGCUGAAGAGCAAGGUUCGCUUGGUGAAGAUAUCGGAGGAUGGCCCCCCGAAAGGCGUCAAGCUGAUAGCAUAUGGGGGCUGUUUAGUGUCUAUUCGCCGGGACAACUAUUCGUGUGCCGCGGAUUCGCACUCGUAUGCGCUACUAGACUUGGAACAUCAGCAGAAGAUUGGUCUAUUUCCGAUAUCGUCUCUUGAUCCGGAUGCUGGCGAUGUCGGUGGAGCGGCAGAAGAUAUCACUUCGACACAACAAGUGCCUUCAAGGAGCGUUUCAUCCGCGAGCGCACAUCCUCGGGGUGUCCACGAAGAACAACGAGGGCAUGCGAGGAGCACGAGCUUGGGUCUGUUCGCGACGGGUGGUUCUGCAGCUCGUACGGAAAGCCCACGUCCGCCAGGGCAAAGAUACGGAUUUGAUGUGCCGGAGUCACUAUCAAGGGCAAUGUCUCCGGCACCGGCUCCGUCUCCGGGGCGCUCACCUACACGAGAGCAUCCGGAGCGAACGUCGAGCCUUCCGCGGGCUGGAACCCCUUCGCAGGACAAGCCAUUACCUCCCGCCCCAGCCCCAGAAGAGGAUACGGUUCAACAAGAAGAAGAGCCCCAAGCCCCGCCAUUUGUGCCUCUCAGGCCUCACGUCGCGUCACCGUCGCCCAACGAGUUCUUACUCACUGUUGGCACGACGCCUUCAGAACCCGGCGUCGGCAUGUUUGUUAAUCUUGACGGCGAUAUGUGUCGCGGUAGCAUUCAAUUCAGUAGCUAUCCUGACGCUAUCGUUGUGGACGGCAAAGGUAUGGACAUGUCCGCUUCGAUGGAACCAGAUAUAGACGCUGAAGAAGGCUACGUGUUGGCCGUCGUCCAUCAAGAGGAGGAUGGUCGGAUUACAUACGGUGUGGAGAUUCAGCGAUGGGACGUUGACCCUGGAGAAGGAGAAUCCUCCAAAGAGUGGUUGGAUUUGACAUUGUUGGGCAGCGCUUCGGCGGAGAAUGGCCAGCGGGUCACAGUACCGUUGGGCAUGCGCACUGUCGUUGAACCCGCCGACCUAGUACUCCCCGAGAUCGGAGCGAAACUUUCCGUCAAACGCUUGCAAUCCGGAUACUCUGAAGAACCUACUUCUACACCGGAAGCCGGCAAGGGUAAAGCCGUCCAGGACAAGGCGGAUCUCGAGUUUACCGAGCGGUUAUCAAAGCUCCAGACACGGACUGUUCUUUGGGCGGGGAAUCAUAUCUGGUGGACCGUUCGCAACCCUCUCGUGACUCGUCUAGACGCUCAGCUGCAUGACGCACAAUCCACUCCGACUGGUGAUGGGGUGCGCAUCCAACCGAAUAGAGCUUUGCUAGAACGAGUCCUAGGGGAAAUUCGCGGCCAAGAACCUCGCAAUGAGACGGAGUAUCUCAGCCUCAUCUAUAUCCGCCAAAAGGCAUCCAUCCUCCUGUUUAUGGAGUUGAUCCUUCGGAGCAGUACGAACAUUAUCAUCUUUGAAAACGAGAAGCGAAUCACCGAGCAAGCACUCAUAGAGGGAGAGAUCGACCCGCGAGUAGUUGUUUCGCUGCUGCCGAUCCUGAGUAAAGAAGUGGUCGAAGGACCUGAGGGGAUACAAAUAUCUGGAGGAAUCACCACACUCGUGGAGCAAUUCUUGCGGCAGAACGACCUGACGACCAUGCCCGCAGACGUCAAGGGGCCGUUCGGCGACAACCUCUUGAAUGUGGUGAAGAGAUACUUGCUUUUCUGGAAGAGAAGAAAAGGCAUGGCAAGUGUGACAAACGACCCAUAUGUCUAUCAAACCAUCGAUGCUGCCUUGCUGCAUAUCCUCUUGCUGCUCGACCAAGAUAGCCCUAGGGGUCCCGCGACAGCCGCAUCGCUACGUGCAGAGUUGAAUGAGCUUGUGGAUAAUGAGGUAGAGUGCUUUGACCGCGCGGUCGAACUGCUAGAAGAGUUCAAGCGCCUCUAUGUCUUGAGCCGCUUGUACCAGCGAAAUAGCAAGGCUGCCAUGAAGGCCUCUAAGGUGCUGAUUACGUGGAAACGCAUACUCGAGGGUGAGACGGAUGAGGGGGGCGAAUUUAUUGAUGGAGAGAACGAGGUGCGGAAGUACCUCGUCAGAAUUCGCGACCAGUCCUUGGUCGAGGAAUUCGGUUCCUGGCUGGCGAACCGCAACCCGAAGCUCGGUGUGCAGGUAUUUGCGGACGACCAUAGCAGGGUCAAGUUCGAGCCUACACGCGCUGUGGCUCUUCUCAGAGAAAACGCGCCUAGUGCCGUCAAGGAAUACUUGGAGUAUCUUGUCUUUGAGAAAAAGCAAACGCACUACGUGAAUGAGCUCAUUGCAUUCUACCUUGACACCGUCAUCGCCGAGCUUGAAAAAACUCCGCAAUCAAGAGACACGCUUCUACAAACUUACGAAACGUACCGCAUCCUACAUCCGCCUAAACCAACUUACCGUCAGUUCAUCACUGAUAACGGAACUGAUGCCGAAUGGUGGCAAAAUCGACUCCGUCUCCUUCAACUCCUUGGCUCCAAUCAAGCAGCCACCUCUGCCUAUGACGUUCCUUCUAUCCUCUCUCGCCUACAGCCAUACGAACAAGAACUCGUCCCCGAGAUGAUCAUCCUCAACGGCCGACAAGGCCGACACCAAGAAGCUUUGCGCCUGCUCACCCACGGUCUAGGUGACUUCGACACCGCCAUAUCAUACUGCCUCUAUGGCGGGUCCUCCAUCUUCCGUCCCUCCGGCGCCGGCUACGUCCCACAGUCCGAACUCCCCACCAAAGCUGAGCAAUCACACCUUUUCAAAUACCUUCUCCAAGAAUUCCUCCGUCUAGAAGACCUCGCCGAGCGCAUCGAGCAAACGGGGGAAUUGCUGGAAAGGUUCGGUGGCUGGUUUGAUAUUGCGGAUGUGCUUGCGCUAAUACCGGAGGAGUGGAGUGUCGAUGUUUUCUCGGGCUUUUUGAUACAGGCGCUGAGGAGUUUGGUGAGGGAGAAGGCGGAGAGUGAGAUUGUGAAGGCGUUGAGUGAUGCGCAGAAUAGUCAGAUGAGCGCCGAGUUGGUGGAGAAGAGGGAGGGGCUGGGGCCUACGGUUGAGAGGGCUCAUUGAUGGGAUGAGACUUGAGGCAUUAGAGGAGCAUAGGCGUGAAUCUUAGAGGUGGGGAACACCUGACUUGCAAGCCUUCAGUCCUAGUUUCGCUGGUCAUUUGGGCUUUGCAUAGAGACGCUGGCAUGCCUUCGUAGAAUUAUCCCUUAAAUAUACGCACAGUAUGAC
Molecule: messenger RNA, 3799 nt
Organism: Trematosphaeria pertusa
Lineage: Eukaryota; Fungi; Ascomycota; Dothideomycetes; Pleosporales; Trematosphaeriaceae
Exons: 3
Coding region: 77-3634 (1185 amino acids)
Biological process (GO): vesicle-mediated transport; endosomal vesicle fusion; autophagy
Cellular component (GO): fungal-type vacuole membrane; cytoplasm
Source: RefSeq, a predicted model, not a curated record